UCGAACAUGAACAGUGGCUACGAUCUUUCUGCAAGCACAUAUUCCCCAGAUGGGAGGAUAUUCCAAGUAGAAUAUGCAAACAAGGCAGUAGAGAACUCAGGGACAGCAAUUGGUCUUAGAGUGAACGGUGGCAUUGUACUCGCUUUGGAGAAACUCGUACACUCGAAACUGCUGGUCCCAGGCUCAAAUAGACGCAUCCAAUCAGUCGAUCGACACAUUGGCAUGGCCACAGCUGGAUUAUUAGCGGAUGGUCGUCAUCUCGCUUCACGCGCAUUUGAUGAGGCAUUGAACUAUCGAGAAACCUAUCGUGCACCCACUACUCUCAAAGCCCUCGCCGAACGACUAGGACUGUAUGUCCAAGCUUAUACUCUGUACUCUUCCGUUAGACCGUUCGGCGUAAGCGCUGUGCUUGGUGCAAUCGAUAAGGAGGGUCCGCAAUUGUAUGUCGUUGAACCCAGCGGGAUAUAUCAUGGGUAUCAUGGGGCGGCCGUGGGGAAGGGGCGGCAAUUGGCCAAGACAGAGCUCGAAAAGUUAAAAUUAUCAGAAAUGACAAUCCGGGAAGCCGUUUUUGAAGCCGCACGAAUUAUUCAUCUCUGUCACGAUGAUAAUAAAGACAAGGAAUUCGAGCUGGAAUUAUCCUGGAUCGGCCCUGAAACAAAUGGGUUGCACCUUCCUGUACCAAAAGACCUGUAUGAAGAGGCGGAUAAGAGAGGGCGGGAUGCCUUGGAUGCUGACAUGGAGGAUUGACACUGGAAUCCAUUGAUGCCGACUGCCGAGUAGGCGACUGUUUCAUAAUGAUCAUUCCAUUUUUCUUCAGAGCUUGUUGUUCAGUGUGAACACUGAGAACCGUCGAUAUUGGCGAUGGCAAGCCUCGUUUGUCCCAGAUCCCGGUUCCACACUUGCACUUGGAGCGGAACCCUGCACGUGCACUUCUCCAUGCUAUGUAAUUAUGUUUACUCAGUUAGAGUGCUAGUUGAAUCAUUUUGGAGAUCCAUAAUUUUUUACAAGACGAUAGCUGGAUAGACUGCAAAGAAAGCGGAGAUGGGGCCGGCGUUCCAUCGUAGUUUGUUGCUACCGAUGACCUCUAACUAUCUCUGCAGACCCAUUCUACCUACUUCCCUCAAGUCUCUCAUUAACUCACGGUGGUUAACGAUGCAGGCUACAAAGGAUGAUCCUAGCGAAG
This is a messenger RNA of Cantharellus anzutake, 1183 nucleotides long. RefSeq names its product 20S proteasome subunit. The transcript has 6 exons. Lineage: Eukaryota; Fungi; Basidiomycota; Agaricomycetes; Cantharellales; Hydnaceae. The record is from RefSeq and is a predicted model, not a curated record. Gene Ontology annotation, biological process: ubiquitin-dependent protein catabolic process. Bases 7 to 747 code for a protein of 246 amino acids. Gene Ontology annotation, cellular component: nucleus; proteasome core complex; proteasome core complex, alpha-subunit complex.